UAUCGCGAGGUGUCCAGUUCAGACACAUCCCCUUCCCCUUCCCCCUCCCUUGGUUCUUACACCAACAAGACACAUAAAUUCCUCUGUCCUUGGUCGUCCGCGGCAGCUCCAUGGAAAAAGAUCCACUCAAUCAAGAGAUUCAGCUCCCUCCUGGCUUUCGAUUUCAUCCCUCCGAUGAGGAACUCAUCGUGCACUAUCUCAGGAAAAAAGCCACCAAAAUCCCACUCCCGGCUGCUAUUAUUGCUGAAGUUGAACUUUACAAAUUUAACCCCUGGGAUCUACCAAAGAAAGCUCUAUUUGGGGAGGACGAAUGGUACUUCUUUACUCCGAGGGAUAGGAAGUACCCGAAUGGGAUGAGGCCUAAUCGAAUGGCAUCCUCAGGUUACUGGAAGGCUACUGGAACCGAUAAGCCUAUCCUGUCUUCCUCCGGUGCAAAGGUCAUCGGAGCCAAGAAAGCUUUAGUGUUCUACACAGGACGUCCCCCAAAGGGUAACAAGACUGACUGGAUCAUGCAUGAGUAUCGGCUGCCCGAAGCAACUUGGACCGCCAAGAAAGAAAGAUCUAUGAGAUUGGAUGACUGGGUGCUUUGCCGAGUGAGGCAGAAAACCGGCACGGCAGGAAACUUUUGGGAAGACAGAAAUGGUCCUGCAAGCAAAGAAACAGUUCAAUGCCAUCCAAAAUUGGAUAAACACUGCCCUGUCCCUAUGGGAACAACAAGUACGGCUCCCGCAACUGCUGAAAUGGUCAGAGAAUAUCCAUACAAAGACUGUCCAAUGGUACCAUUUCUCUUUGGCUCUCAAGAAUUUGCUUGCAUGGAUACCGUCUCUAACAUAAGUUUCCAAGGCAGCAAGGCUUCCUCACAAACUGGCCCUCCUUGCGUGGACUCAGUAUCCAACAUAAGUUUUGAAGGGAACAAGACUUCAUCCGUUUGCGGGGACAACUUUAACAUAGACUAUUUGCAAAAUGCUGUCCUUCCUUCUUCUUCUUCCGGUAAUGGUUUGUUGCACAUGCGGAAGAGGAAAAAUAUACUAACAAUAGAAGGGAAUGGUACUGAAGGGGAUAUUAGUUUCACACACCCCCACAAGAAACAAACCUACAGAUCAGAAGGCCAAAUGGAGGGCAAUCAGCCCCAGUCUACGAGCAACGACACUACAGGUACCGUUUCUUGCAGUACAAACCAAAUGGAGAAAUACAACUCCAGCGUGGAUCAGUUGGGCUCUAUCACGAUGUGUCAAGAUCUAUACAGUUUGGCCUUUGCUUGAGGAGAAUGAGGUAUCGAGCUGGCAAAGAGGACAAGACCAACAAUACAAAUAAAGUGACCAUGAGCGCCAUUCUUCCACAUUAAUUCUCGUCUCCAAAGCAGCUUCAGCCUAACACUCAUGGCUAUGGAGUGUAAAGUGUGAGGUGCACAGACAAUAUUUCUUCAUGCACUAUGUAUUUACGUAAGAAGUUACUUAAAACCCUGGGUAGGAGUCGUCUUGUAUAUAUUUGGGGUGUGUGGAUUGGGAAUGAUUCACGAAUUCACGAAUAUAUAACUUUUAUGAAUUUUCAUCA
Molecule: messenger RNA, 1554 nt
Organism: Coffea eugenioides
Lineage: Eukaryota; Viridiplantae; Streptophyta; Magnoliopsida; Gentianales; Rubiaceae
Product: NAC domain-containing protein 2-like
Exons: 3
Coding region: 111-1262 (383 amino acids)
Biological process (GO): regulation of DNA-templated transcription
Molecular function (GO): DNA binding
Source: RefSeq, a predicted model, not a curated record